Molecule: messenger RNA, 1932 nt
Organism: Bipolaris oryzae ATCC 44560
Lineage: Eukaryota; Fungi; Ascomycota; Dothideomycetes; Pleosporales; Pleosporaceae
Exons: 3
Coding region: 1-1932 (643 amino acids)
Source: RefSeq, a predicted model, not a curated record
AUGCCGCCCUUCAAGGAUGACCAGAUCAUCAUUAUUUCGCCCGGCUCCGAGACGACUGUCGCGCAGCUGGGCCUGCCCGAGUCCUUCACCCCGGCGCGCCUCCGCCUGAGGUCGCGCAUGUUCCCUGCUGAGAAGGAGGGCGAGUUUGAGCCAUAUAAGAUCCGGAGACGGCAGGAUCGCCCAGCAGCAGAGAAUGGUGAGGCCAAGGACGAGUCGCAAGAAGAUAGCAAGCCCGCUGAGGGUGAAGAGGAGGUCAUAUGGGACGAGGACCGUGUCUCAGAGGAAGGCGCCAUAUGGCCCAUUCAGCAGGGCAGGAUUGUCGACUGGCCAUGCUUCUUCGCUCUCAUCACCCACGUCUACAACUCACUCAACCCGCCCUUUCACACUCCGAUCCUUCUCAUUGCCCAGCCAGCAUGGACGCCGCGAGAGCACGAGAAACUCACGCAGUUCUUCUUUGAGAAAUUCAAGGUACCCGCUUUCGGCUUGAUGGACGCAGCACUGGCGACAGCUUGGGCAUAUGGUGUGCACACGGCGACUGUCAUCGAUGUCGGCAAAGACAAGGCAGACGUGACUGCUGUCAGUGAGUUCAUCCCGCAUACACAGGGUAGAGUAAUCUCCCUAGCAGGAUGCGGAGGCGAAGCCUUUACCGAAGGCCUCCUCGCCAAGCUGAAGCCAAAAGGCUUCAACCGCGACAUGUGCGAACAGCUCAAGAGGUCGCCGAUAUGCGAGCUUCUCCCCCCAGGAGUUCCACUACCAGGAUCAAAAGAUGCGCCUGUCGCCGAUGGCGUGAGCAACCCCGCAGCAGCAGCUUCUACAGGAGCACCGGGAUCUGGCGCUGCAGCUGCAGCUGCAAUCGGAAACGUGCCACGGGGUCCUGGCGUAGAUACUGAGGUCGGAGAAGAAGGAACUGGCGAGGAUGAGGGAGUUCUAGACGUCGCAAGCAUUGUGGCUGGUGGCAAGAUGUCAGAGUACCUUGCCAAGAAGGAGAAGGAGAAACAAGAAAAGGCCAAUGCUAAAAAGAAGGGCGCUCCAGCUCCCCAAGCAAACAAGCCUGUAAAGCUACCCAACUCGAAGCUCGAAAAAGCCACAUUCCUGUAUGAGGAUCAUGCGCUCCUGGAUACCUUGAAGAAUAUGAACCUGAACAAUCAAGAGAUGGCUGAUGCAAAGGGGGUGUUGGAUGAGGGCCCCAGCAGGAAACCAAAUGAAAAUGAAGAGGAGGGUGAGCCUGCUGCUACCACCGAGGUAAACGGCACUGGCGAAGCCAACAACACAAACAAGAGGACAGGAUCAAUAAGACGUGAGAUAGAAGUUGGCAAUGAGCGAUUCAUGGCAGAUGGAAAUGGCACACUAGAGAAGAUUGCAGAUGCCGUAUACAGGGUAAUCUCGUCUAUUGACGAGGUUGGCAAACGAAGCGAUCUUUGGGAUCAGUUGAUUGUCUGCGGUAAUGGAGCGAAGCUACGAGGCUUUAGGGAAUCUCUCAUACAGACCAUCCAGGCCAAGUAUCUAGUGUCGCCCUCAUCUGCUACCAUUUUCACAUCUGAGAUCCCGUCCAAUGUCUCAACACCUGCGGGUACUGGAACCAACACGCCACAACCCCAACUUGGCCCACAUGGCAACUCUCAAGUCAACCCACUUCUACUAGCAGCUACCACGGCUCAGACGCAACACAUGAUGCCCCAUGGAAGCAUGCCUGGCAUGUCACACAACUUGCACUCUUCACAUGGCCAAACACCCACGUCUGUUAAGUUUGUCAAGCCCCCAGAGUACUUUCCAGAAUUCAAAGAGGUUGGUUUUGAUGAAUCAACCUUCUUGGGCGCCCAGGUCGCGGCCAAAGUCAUUUUUGUAGUCGACCAAGGUCAAAGCAAGGGCUACAUGACACGCCCAGAUUAUAACGACCAAGGCCCACAAGCCAUUCACGACUACAGCCUAUAA